AUGACGCGCCGCGACCCGCGCUCGCGCCAGUCGUCGUCGUCGUCGUCGUCGUCGAACUCUCGCCCGCGUCGUCGCCUUCCUCGCUACGCCCUCGUGGUCGCGUUGUUGCUCGCGUCCUUCUCGACGACCCGCGCGGAGGCGAACGCGCGCCAAACGUCGCGACCAGCCCCGGCGGUCGUCGAGGUGGCGUCACCGACGAACGCGUCACCACUACCCGACGCGUCACCACCACCCGACGCGUCACCACCACCCGACGGCAGGUUCCUCGGGUGGUGGUGGCUUCACAAGUGGAUGCCCCGAGUCGUGUACGUCGUCCCUCACGGAGUGUACCUCCCUCACGGCCCAAAACCCGACCCGUACCCGCCCGUGGUGCCCCCGCUCGUGACACCCAACUGCCCGGAGGUGGUCACAACCAACGGCGCCCCGGUUCGCGACUGCUGCUGCCGCAGCGGCUGCGCCAUAUCCGGCACGCAAGGACCCGCUUGCGCUGGGCCAGGAGACACGAACAGGUGCCAACCGGGGCAGAGGCCGUGCAACCCGUGGUGCGACGCUUUCGCGGGGGGGUGCGGGGCGGGGGUGGCGACGCCGUUUUACGGCUAUGGGGCGUACGCCGACGUGUCGAGGCGCGCGGGGACCACCGCCGAACGCGACUAG
Micromonas commoda is the source of this 654-nucleotide messenger RNA. RefSeq lists its product with no specific name. The coding region runs from base 1 to 654 and encodes 217 amino acids. The transcript has a single exon. The record is from RefSeq and is a predicted model, not a curated record. Lineage: Eukaryota; Viridiplantae; Chlorophyta; Mamiellophyceae; Mamiellales; Mamiellaceae.